Molecule: messenger RNA, 220 nt
Organism: Closterium sp. Naga37s-1
Lineage: Eukaryota; Viridiplantae; Streptophyta; Zygnematophyceae; Desmidiales; Closteriaceae
Source: the annotation of a GenBank genome assembly
AUGUGCAUCAAAGGUUAUCCCUUGACUGAGUGGGUUACGAGAGCCGCCAUCACAAGUGCUACUCUACGAACGCGACUAAGGCGAGACGCAUGCCACCGAAAACACACCCCGAAAGCCCACGGAAUCCGCAUUCCUACACGAGAGGUGCGCACUCAAUCUCCCCAGCAAGUGACAUCGCUGACGGUAUGCGUACUGCACCACGACGUCGUCUCACACCUAG